Ooceraea biroi (clonal raider ant) is the source of this 2109-nucleotide messenger RNA. RefSeq names its product corepressor interacting with RBPJ 1. Gene Ontology annotation, molecular function: transcription corepressor activity. Gene Ontology annotation, biological process: negative regulation of DNA-templated transcription. Lineage: Eukaryota; Metazoa; Arthropoda; Insecta; Hymenoptera; Formicidae. The record is from RefSeq and is a predicted model, not a curated record. Gene Ontology annotation, cellular component: nucleus.
CAACCGAUUUCCCCUCACUCCUCAAACUUUACUCCCCUCAUCAAAAGAAGUUUCGCUCCAUCCAGUGAUUCAGGUUAUAUAUUGUUUAAUUUAGUUUAGUCUUAUUCACAAAAGUGCCGCUCCUUUUGUGAAUUGUAUCUGUGAAGAAACAUUACAGUUUGCAAAAAUGGGGAAAGGAUUCAACAAUUACAUGUGCAAGAAAUUCUUCCAUCCAGCGUCACGAGAUAAUUUGAAACGGGUAUGGAUGGCAGAACAACAAGCAGAAGCCUAUAAAAAGAAACAAGAAGAAUUAAGAGUACAGUAUGAGAAAGAGCAAGAUCUUCAUAAUAAUAAAGCAUUGCUCAGUAAAGAGAGCAAAGAUAAACUCAGCGUGAAUUUUAUGUAUGAACCGCCACCUGGAGCAAAGAAAGAAAGAGAAAAAGAAGAUAAUGAGCCUGAAUACAAGUUUGAGUGGCAGCGAAAAUAUAAUGCUCCCAGAGAAAGCUAUUGCAAGGGUGACAGUGAAAUUCGAGAUCAACCAUUUGGCAUACAAGUGAGAAAUGUACGGUGCAUCAAAUGUCACAAGUGGGGACAUAUAAAUACAGAUAAGGAAUGCCCGUUAUAUAGUAAAGCAAUGAGCGUUGUAAUGGCAAAUAAUAAUUCGCAAGCGUCAUCUGCGCCAGACACCAUGACGCUUGUGCAACAGAUGCGAGAAGAUGGUUUGGCUUUGAAAAAAUCUGCACUAGAUGCGCAACAGCAUUUACAAGUUCCGGAACAUGAACACCUUAUGGUAUCCGAAGACGAGGAGCAGUCGGAUCUCUCAUUUCUGAAAUCUCUGUCAAAAAAGGAAAAAAAGAAAUUGUUAUUGAAAUUACAGCUACUGGAGAAGAAAAGUCGCAAGAAAGAGAAAAGGAAAUUGAAGAAAAAGAAGAUAAGCAAUAACAAAAAAGUCAGCGGUAGCAGUAGCGAUAGCAGCGACAGUAGCAGUAAUAGUAACGGCAGUAGUGAUAGCGAUAGUACCAGCAAUUGUUCAGACGAUUCCUGCUCGAGAAGAGAUAAGAAAAAAAUGAAGAAAUCUGAUUCUAGACAAAGGGGUACUCACAAGUACAACAAAAGACGAAGUAACGAGACACAUUCGUACAAGCAUAAAGAAAUUAACGUCAAGGACAAGUAUUACUGUGAUAAAAAGAAAAAAAUUGAGGAUGAAGAUAAGAGCAAAAUUAAUUCGCGGUACAACGAAACGAGGAGGCACGCGCAUCAUUAAUACCUAGGAAGUAACAUGCGUUUUGUGGAAUUAAUAAACAACUUAUAAUUAUGUAAUUUACCUUGUAUCUUGAAAGCAUUAUACAUCACAAGUGGUUUGCAAAUCACUUCUAAAAAGGAUUUGUUUACGGAGAAGUUUAUAUAUAAUUAUAUACGUUAAUUAUAAUAAUAUUUUAUUCAAUUACAGAAAAACAUCCUUAAAUAACGGCUUGUAAUACAAACAUUAAUUAGCUACAUAAAUUUUAUUUCAAUAGCAUGCACCUUAUUAUUUUUACAAAUUAAUGAAAUAUAUAUUAUUGGUAUGUUUAUAUAUGUAUAUUGGUAUUUUUAUAAUUGUAUAUAAUUUCUUAGUAUAAUGUAUAUGUAUAUGUGUCUUUCGCAAAGAUGAUACAUGGGAUCAUUGACAAUAUUGUAUGCGUGUGUGUAUGUGUGUGUGUGAUUCGUCCGCAUUAAACGUUAAUCAGAUUUCUUAUUUGUAAGAUGCACAUUACUCGAGUAGGUCUUAGAUAAUAUUAAUUCUUUUAUUCUGUUUAUAUAACACCGUUAUAUAAACUGCACUUAAAUGCAGUCAAAAAGCUGGUAACAAUCCAUUCGUGUAUGUACAGUUUUAAAUAUAACGUACGAAUGUAUAUUAUGUGUGUAAUAGUAGCCACUGGAUACGGCUUUGAACACUUGGGCACUUUGAAAUCUGCGUAAUCAUUCCUUGCAAAUGGUUUACAGUUUCAAUGUGAUAUACGGUAUCAUAACUUUGGGAAGUAGUAGUCGGAUUGAACUAUAUGUACAAUUAAUCCAUUAGUUAAUUACAUUCAGCAGCGAAACUCGAUGUACAUAGAUAAAAAGAAAAUAUAUUCAUUAUUACGAUUGAAA